CUGCUCCAAGUUAGUUUCAGACAUGGAAAGGUUGAUCAGGCUAAACGAGAUGCUUCGAGAGGACUAUGAGUGGCUCCUUGAGGAAGAGGCAGAUGUGGUUGAGAGAUUGGGGAAAGCGGAAGGAGGACAGAGAAGGGGUGACGAGACAAGGAGACUGAAGGUUUCAAUAAGAGAGUUUCAUGACCGGGUAAAAGAGAAAACAGAAUUGCUCACUCGUGGAGUGGCAAGUCACAUUCCUAAAAUCCUAAAAGAAAUCCGGAGAUUGAGAAAGAGGGAGGAAAACAGGGAUGUGCAACUUGAAGUGGAAAAGAUGGGAAAGGAGGUGGAAAGCUUGAAGACCGAAGUAAGCAAGGUAAGGGAAGAACAGAAGGCGCUGAAGCAACAAAUUGAGUCAUUGAGCGUUGCCUUGAGCAACAAAGACAAAGAAGAGGAGAAAAAGAGAGUUGAACAAGAAAGGUUGGAGAAGGAAGUUGGCAAGUUGGAAGGGAAGAUCGGUGAGCAGGAAAAAGAAAUGGAGUCUGAGAAGGAAGGAAAGAAAGAGGAGGGGAAAAAAUUGGAGGAGAGGUGGAAGGAAAUGGUGAAGAGGGUGAAAAGUCUCAAAAUGGUCAGUCAGGGAGGAGGAGCAGAGGCGCCUACUAAGGUCAUCGAGUGGAAAGGAGAGCUAAGGUUUGAGAUCAAGAGUGUUAGAGGGCACUUCUAGCACCAAGGCAGAGUUCAAGUGAGGCUGAAAAAGAAAUGUUGAUGCAGGCAAAGGAAAGCGGCAAUCUGCCCAUUGUCAUCACUUCAACCCUUGUUAACGAGCGUAUUAGGCCAAUGACAUCUGGAAUUGUACCAAAAUCCUCUCAAAAUUAAUGUGGAUCAAGGAUUAGUAAAAAGAAACCUUAUCC
Molecule: messenger RNA, 887 nt
Organism: Chara braunii
Lineage: Eukaryota; Viridiplantae; Streptophyta; Charophyceae; Charales; Characeae
Source: the annotation of a GenBank genome assembly